Capsicum annuum is the source of this 1783-nucleotide messenger RNA. RefSeq lists its product as uncharacterized. NCBI's taxonomy places the organism in Eukaryota, Viridiplantae, Streptophyta, Magnoliopsida, Solanales, Solanaceae. Bases 108 to 1517 code for a protein of 469 amino acids. The record is from RefSeq and is a predicted model, not a curated record. The transcript has 3 exons. Gene Ontology annotation, molecular function: acetylglucosaminyltransferase activity.
GGUGCGGGGAGGUUAGUCAUGCUUAAAACCUUGAAAAUAUAAAAUGAGCAUUGGUUCACUUGUUUUAUUCUGUAGUUCUCACUUUUCUCUACCCAAAUAUCUCAGACAUGUCUAAACAUGACAAAUCCAAUGACCUUAGCAUUUGCAAGACAGUGCUAAUUUGUGGAUUAGUCCUUUACAUGUGCACCAUUAUCUUUCUCAAUAACUCUGAUCGGCUUCCAUCUUCUGAUCUUUUCUCCACUUCUCAAACAAUUAAAUCAUCCAAUGUUGCAGAGACCAACAUAAGCCACCUUGUUUUUGGACUUUUGGGUAAUGAAAAAGCAUGGCACCAUAGAAAACACUAUGUUGAAGCAUGGUGGAGACCAAAUGUUACAAGAGGACAUCUUUUUCUAGAUGUUCCUCCUAAAGGUAAUCUUCUCCCAUGGUCCUUAAGUUCGCCUCCUUAUAGAAUAUCCGAUGAUGUCUCAAAACUUCUUAAGGAAACCAAACAUGUCGAUGCAAGAGUUUUAAGAAUUGUUCAUGGGAUUAUGGAGGUAGUUAGGGAGGCACGUGAAGAUGUAAGAUGGGUAAUUAUGGGGGACGAUGAUUCUGUAUUUUUCGUGGAUAAUAUGGUUGAUAUUCUUGCACAGUAUGAUCAUAAUAAGUACUAUUACUUUGGAGGACAUUCGGAAUUUAUAUUGUCGAAUUAUUGGUACUCAUUUAAUCAAGGUUUUGGUGGAGCUGGAAUCAUAUUGAGCUAUCCUUUGGCUAAAGCAUUUGCGAAUAAUGUGAUGUCUUGCUUAAAGAGAUACGCUCACUUGAAAUCUUCUGAUAGAACAACAAUGCUUUGCGUGGCUGACCUUGGGGUAAAUCUUUCUCCUCUUCAGGGCAUUCAUCAGAUUGAUCUUCGUGGUGACAUAUCUGGGUUUCUGUCAUAUCAUCCAAAGUCUCUAUUAGCGUCCCUUCACCAUUAUGAUAUGGUUAAUCCAAUAUUUCCCUCUAUGAACCGUGCACAAUCAGGUUUCCACCUCCAAAAUGUUGCAAAAUAUGAUCAAUCGCGCAUGUUACAGCAAACCAUAUGCCACCACAGGUCUCAAAGUUGGACAUUUUCAGUUUCUUGGGGAUACUCAGCUCAUAUUUAUGAGAAAAUUAUGCCUAGAAGUUGGAUACAAAGACCAAUUGAAACAUUUCAAACCUGGCAAAGAAGUCCUAGGCCACCACAUUACAUGUUUGAUAUUAGGAGUCCUUCUUGGAAUCCUUGUGAAGCUCCUCAUAUGUUUUUCCUCAAGUCGGUUGAAAAAAUGCGAAGUGGUGAAAUUGUUACUACAUAUACUCGAGGAUGGCCACGAGGGAUAGGAGCUUGCUUGUCUUCUGGAAAUUAUUCUGCAGAGUAUGUUUCUGAAAUUCAUGUUUAUUCAUCUGCAACAAAACGUACAAAGAUUGAUAGAUGUGAAUGUUGUGAUGUAACCCAUGAGACAGGAUCUAAUAAGGCCGAUAUCAAGUAUAGAGAGUGUAAGAUAGAUGAGAUAAUAGCUUAAUUGAUUCAUCGAGUUGCUGAAUGAGCAUUUGUAUCAAUCUUACUUUCGUGCAAUAAUUGUUAUGUUUGUAUUCUACACUUGAAAGAAUCAUGUGAACUGUCGGGACCGAUAUUUGACGGAUUCGUAAUCGGAUUCGGCACUGCUACUAGAAUGCUAUGUAUUUAACUAAAACCUUUUUUUUUUUUGACAUUACCUAUAUAACUAAGAGCCCUUGUUUGGAUAGGUUUUUGGCAUUUUUAUUGAUUUGACUCAAAUGCAUUUUUUUA